Molecule: messenger RNA, 958 nt
Organism: Vigna unguiculata (cowpea)
Lineage: Eukaryota; Viridiplantae; Streptophyta; Magnoliopsida; Fabales; Fabaceae
Product: acid phosphatase 1-like
Molecular function (GO): acid phosphatase activity
Source: RefSeq, a predicted model, not a curated record
UUAAAAGGGAAUAAUGGUUAGAGAGUUGUUCUAUGAUCUGGUAAGGAAGAGAAAAUGGAGAAACCAGUGUGGUGGUGUCUGGUUUUGACAUGUGUUUUGGUUCCUCUAGCAGGUGCUGCUGCUGAUUGGAAUAUACUGAAGCUGAAGACACAUGAUGGAUUGAAGAUCAGCUUGAAGAAUUACUGUGAGAGUUGGAGGAUGAAUGUGGAACUGCACAACAUAAGGGAUUUCCAAGUUGUGCCUGAAGAGUGCAUUGAGUACAUUGGGAAAUAUGUCACUUCCACACAGUACAAAGUGGAUUCACAGAGAGCAACUGAAGAGUGCUUGGUUUAUCUCAGCACAAGCUGCAAUCUGAAGAAAGAUGGGUUGGAUGCUUGGAUUUUUGACAUUGAUGAUACCUUGCUUUCAACCGUUCCUUACUACAAGGAUAAUCUAUAUGGGGGAAGGAAACUGAAUGAGACAUCUCUAGAAGACUGGAUGAAAAAGGGUAAUGCACCUGCUCUUGAUCACUCAUUGAAGCUCUACGAUGAACUUAAAUCCAGGGGUGUGCAAAUCCUUUUGGUUACUUCAAGGAAGGAACAUCUGAGAUCAGCCACAAUUGACAACCUUGUAAAAGUUGGUUACUAUGGUUGGACUAAAAUUAUCUUUAGAGAUGCUGCAAAUGAACUGGUAUCAGUGCAGAAGUAUAAAUCUGAUGUGAGAAAGCAAAUAAUAAAUGAUGGUUAUCGCAUCUGGGGCAUUCUCGGGGACCAAUACAGUAGCAUUGAAGGGAUUCCAAACCCUAGAAGAGCAUUUAAACUCCCAAAUCCAAUGUACUAUGUUGCCUGAUGUGUAAUUGUAUUGUUUCUUUUUCGUGUACAACUUUUAUUGAAAAAGUACUUCGUUCCAAACAAUGAUUAAGAUCAAUUUCUUUUGUAUUUUGAUUUAAAUAAUACAAAUGAAUCUCUCAUUUCACUAA